This is a messenger RNA of Cyprinus carpio (common carp), 2817 nucleotides long. RefSeq names its product serine protease HTRA1B-like. Gene Ontology annotation, molecular function: serine-type endopeptidase activity; protein binding. Gene Ontology annotation, cellular component: extracellular region. Gene Ontology annotation, biological process: programmed cell death; positive regulation of apoptotic process; proteolysis. The coding region runs from base 152 to 1585 and encodes 477 amino acids. Lineage: Eukaryota; Metazoa; Chordata; Actinopteri; Cypriniformes; Cyprinidae. The transcript is spliced from 9 exons. The record is from RefSeq and is a predicted model, not a curated record.
UGCAAGACAACGGGCAUUUGACAGCACAAUAAACUCUCUCAAGUUUACGACCAUUAUAUUUUUAUUUGUCCGGUUACGUAUUCCUCAACUUACUUACUUGAAGAGUUUCUAACUUUACUUGAAAAGUUUGUUAUUACAGAUUAAUAUUAAAAUGCAUCUGUGGGUUUUCUGCGCCUCUGUUAUUCUGGUGCCUCUGCUGUGCGAUGCGCGGAUCUCUAAGCGUUAUGUGAUCGGCUGUCCGGAGCGCUGCGAUAAGAGUCUGUGUCCGCCCAUACCGGCCGACUGUCUGGCCGGAGACAUCCUGGACCAGUGCGACUGCUGCCCGGUGUGCGCGGCCGGCGAGGAUGAGCCCUGCGGCGGUACAGGGAAGCUGGGAGACCCGGAGUGUGGAGAGGGUAUGGAAUGCGCCGUGUCUGAGGGGGUCGGAACAACAACUACCGUGAGGAGGAGAGGAAAGACCGGCGUGUGCGUGUGUAAGAGCCCCGAUCCCGUCUGCGGCAGUGAUGGGGUGUCCUACAGGAACAUCUGCGAACUCAAAAGUGUCAGUAACCGGGCACAGAAACUCCAGCAGCCACCCAUCAUUUACUCUUUGUUUGCCAUGUGUUCUCCAGGCCACGAGGAUAAUCCAGAUAGCCUCCGGCACAGAUAUAACUUCAUUGCUGAUGUGGUGGAGAAGAUCGCUCCAGCUGUGGUUCACAUUGAGCUGUUCCGCAAAAUGGUGUUCACCAAGCGGGAAGUGGCGGUGGCCAGCGGCUCUGGUUUUGUGGUGUCUGAAGAUGGCCUGAUUGUAACCAAUGCCCACGUGGUAGCCAACAAACACCGGGUGAAGGUGGAGCUUAAGUCCGGGGCCACCUAUGAAGCCAAAAUCAAAGACGUAGAUGAGAAAGCAGACAUCGCUCUCAUCAAGAUAGACGUUCCGAUUAAACUCCCAGUGCUGUUGUUGGGCCGGUCAGCUGAUCUGAGACCAGGCGAGUUUGUGGUUGCUAUUGGAAGUCCGUUCUCCCUUCAAAACACAGUGACCACAGGCAUCGUCAGCACCACCCAGAGAGGGGGCAAAGAGCUGGGCCUGCGAAACUCUGACAUGGACUACAUCCAGACAGAUGCCAUCAUCAAUUACGGUAAUUCAGGAGGGCCCUUGGUGAACCUGGAUGGUGAAGUGAUAGGAAUCAACACGCUAAAGGUGACAGCAGGAAUAUCCUUCGCAAUUCCUUCUGACAAGAUCCGACAGUUCCUGGCCGAGUCUCAUGACAGACAGGCUAAAGGAAAAACAGCUACAAAAAAGAAGUAUAUUGGUGUAAGAAUGAUGACAUUAACCCCAAUACUUGCUAAAGAGCUAAAGGACAAACAGAGUGAUUUCCCAGAUGUCACCUCUGGAGCGUACGUGAUUGAAGUUAUCCCCAAAACACCGGCUGAAGUUGGUGGUCUGAUGGAGAGUGACGUCAUAAUCAGCAUUAACGGUCAGAGGAUCACGUCAGCCAGUGAUGUCAGCACAGCUAUCAAGAAAGACGACAGUCUGAGAACAGUGGUACGACGCGGCAACGAAGACGUCAUCCUUACAAUCAUUCCUGAGGAGAUUGACCCUUGACCUCCUUCAUGCUCACCCAUGAGCUGGUUCUCAGACUUUUACUGAGUGUGUGUCCGGAGCCACACUCCUUCAUAGUGAACACUUUCCAGUCCAACCAUCAUCCAGCCUGAAUAUUGUUUUUCAGCUUAGAACAGGGAAUGUCCUGUCUCACUUUUUUUCCCCAAUAUCUUCCCAGUCAUUUUCUGUUUAUUCAUUAGUAUACCAUAUUAGAAUGAGCCCUUUUAUAAAUAGAUAUGUGAAUUUAGUGCUGGCUAGUUCACUAACACUCCGAAACAUGUAUAAUUAUGCUGUUCCAAAACCUAGUAAGCUGCCUAAGCUUUUGAUGAGCAGAAUGAUUCCAUUCAUGGUGGUGAAUGACGCAGGUAAAUGUUGAUUAUAAUCUUAUAUUUUAUUCAUUACUGAAAAGUAUCUACUAAAAUAAUUCAAUGUAAUUAAAAUAAUUGCUUUACCCAUAUUUAUGUGUGCAAUUAAUUUUUAUGCCUCCCUUAUGAAAAUUAACCAUUGUUUUAUUAUAUUAAAAAUGUAGUAACCAAGUUUUUUGGCAGACUGAUUAGCAUUUGUAUAACCACAGUUUUACUACAAAUACCAUGGUUAAAUUAUGGUUAGUGUAGCAAAAUCAUGGUUAAUUUAUGGUUACCAUGGUUUAACUACAAUAACCAUGGUUCAUUUUCGUAAUAAUUAAUCUUAUACCGUGUAGAUGUUUUUUUGAUGUGUACUUUUCAUCUGGUUUCAUCUGAAAUAUGUCUGUCUCUAAAAUUGUUCCUGUCAGAUGUUAAAAAUAACAUGUAGAAAAUGUUUACGAUUUGAAAUGUAUGAAAACAGGUGUGUAUUGUCUGGGGAAAAGUAUUAUGCUAAUGCUAAUAUUAUGCUAAAAUGCUAACGGCUAAUUAAAGUCUCAGUGAGGGAAACUGCAUGCAGAAUGGCUGCCUAUGUGUUUUCAAAAUUGUUCAUGUAUGGCAGGUAGUUCACUAGGUUUUGGAACAGACCUUAUAUUUUGUCCUUAUGUAGCCUAUACAUCAGCAAAUCAUCAUGAAAUGUUGUUGUCUGUAUUCAGCUUUCUACAUAUUUUUAUAUUUACACUCAGAUCUCAAACUUGACAUUAUUUGAAACAGAAUUGUGGGCCAUUAGAGGAUGACUAUUAUCUUGGAAUACCAUCUCUUCCUUAAAUGUGUGUCUGUGUUUGUCAGACGGCAAUUUCUGAAAUGAAAUUAAAGAAGGUUAAAUUUUUUAAA